CAGUACACCUGUGCAAGACUGAAGGGGAGGACCCGCUACACCUGUGCAAGACUGAAGGGGAGGAGCCGGUACACCUGUGCAAGACUGAAGGGGAGGAGCCAGUACACCUGUGCAAGACUGAAGGGGAGGAGUCAGUACACCUGUGCAAGACUGGAGGGGAGGAGCCAGUACACCUGUGCAAGACUGAAGGGGAGAGACCAGUACACCUGUGCAAGACUGAAGGGGAGGAGCCAGUGCACCUGUGCAAGACUGGAGGGGAGGGACCGGUACACCUGUGAAAGACUGGAGGGGAGGAGCCGGUACACCUGUGCAAGACUGGAGGGGAGGAGCCGGUACACCUGUGCAAGACUGGGAGGGGAGGAGCCGGUACACCUGUGCAAGACUGGAGGGGAGGAGCCGGUACACCUGUGCAAGACUGAAGGGGAGAGACCAGUACACCUG
Staurois parvus is the source of this 441-nucleotide messenger RNA. NCBI's taxonomy places the organism in Eukaryota, Metazoa, Chordata, Amphibia, Anura, Ranidae. The record is from the annotation of a GenBank genome assembly.